AUGAAGGAGACGCUCAUGUUCGCGGCCAUGCUGCGGCUGCCCGAGGACACGGAGGAGAUUGCAGAGACACUCGCCCCUCCUCUCGCUCAUCCUCUCCCCCUCAUCCACCCCCCCGCCUCCACCCCCCGGCAGGUGAAACAGAUGCUCAUGUUCGCAGCCAUGCUGCGCCUGCCCGAGGGCACGGAGGAGAUCCAAGAAUCAGUAAAGGAGACGCUCAUGUUCGCGGCCAUGCUGCGGCUGCCUGAGGGCACGGAGGAGAUCGACCAGAUCGUGCGAGUGGAGCAUGUGCUUGACUCGCUGGAGCUCACUCACUGUGCGGACAAGGUGAUAGGGCGCACGGGGCGCAAUGCAGUGCUGUACAACGAGCUCAGGCGCCUGGCCAUUGGGGUGCAAAUGAUUAGCAUACCCCGCGCCCUGCCCUCAUAUUGGUCCCCCCUCAACCGCUCUCAACCGCUCUCUUCCCACCCUCUUCCCCCCUCCGCCAAGAUGUUCUCUCUCUUCCCACCCUCUUCCCCCCGCCGCCAAGAUGUUCUCUCUCUUCCCACCCUCUUCCCCCCUCCGCCAAGAUGUUCUCUCUCUUCCCACCCUCUUCCCCCCGCCGCCAAGAUGUUCUCUCUCUUCCCACCCUCUUCCCCCCUCCGCCAAGAUGUUCUCUCUCUUCCCACCCUCUUCCCCCCUCCGCCAAGAUGUUCUCUCUCUUCCCACCCUCUUCCCCCCUCCGCCAAGAUGUUCUCUCUCUUCCCACCCUCUUCCCCCCUCCGCCAAGAUGUUCUCUCUCUUCCCACCCUCUUCCCCCCUCCGCCAAGAUGUUCUCUCUCUUCCCACCCUCUUCCCCCCUCCUCCAAGAUGUUCUCUCUCUUCCCACCCUCUUCCCCCCGCCGCCAAGAUGUUCUCUCUCUUCCCACCCUCUUCCCCCCUCCGCCAAGAUGUUCUCUCUCUUCCCACCCUCUUCCCCCCUCCGCCAAGAUGUUCUCUCUCUUCCCACCCUCUUCCCCCCUCCGCCAAGAUGUCCUCUCUCUUCCCACCCUCUUCCCCCCUCCGCCAAGAUGUUCUCUCUCUUCCCACCCUCUUCCCCCCUCCGCCAAGAUGUUCUCUCUCUUCUCACCCUCUUCCCCCCUCCGCCAAGAUGUUCUCUCUCUUCCCACCCUCUUCCCCCCUCCGCCAAGAUGUUCUCUCUCUUCCCACCCUCUUCCCCCCUCCGCCAAGAUGUUCUCUCUCUUCCCACCCUCUUCCCCCCGCCGCCAAGAUGUUCUCUCUCUUCCCACCCUCUUCCCUCCUCCGCCAAGAUGUUCUCUCUCUUCCCACCCUCUUCCCCCCUCCUCCAAGAUGUUCUCUCUCUUCCCACCCUCUUCCCCCCUCCGCCAAGAUGUUCUCUCUCUUCCCACCCUCUUCCCCCCUCCGCCAAGAUGUUCUCUCUCUUCCCACCCUCUUCCCCCCUCCGCCAAGAUGUUCUCUCUCUUCCCACCCUCUUCCCCCUCCUCCAAGAUGUUCUCUCUCUUCCCACCCUCUUCCCCCCUCCGCCAAGAUGUUCUCUCUCUUCCCACCCUCUUCCCCCCUCCGCCAAGAUGUUCUCUCUCUUCCCACCCUCUUCCCCCCUCCGCCAAGAUGUUCUCUCUCUUCCCACCCUCUUCCCCCCUCCGCCAAGAUGUUCUCUCUCUUCCCACCCUCUUCCCCCCUCCGCCAAGAUGUUCUCUCUCUUCCCACCAUCUUCCCCCCUCCGCCAAGAUGUUCUCUCUCUUCCCACCCUCUUCCCCCCUCCGCCAAGAUGUUCUCUCUCUUCCCACCCUCUUCCCCCCUCCGCCAAGAUGUUCUCUCUCUUCCCACCCUCUUCCCCCCUCCGCCAAGAUGUUCUCUCUCUUCCUACCCUCUUCCCCCCUCCGCCAAGAUGUUCUCUCUCUUCCCACCCUCUUCCCCCCUCCUCCAAGAUGUUCUCUCUCUUCCCACCCUCUUCCCCCCUCCGCCAAGAUGUUCUCUCUCUUCCCACCCUCUUCCCCCCUCCGCCAAGAUGUUCUCUCUCUUCCCACCCUCUUCCCCCCUCCGCCAAGAUGUUCUCUCUCUUCCCACCCUCUUCCCCCCUCCGCCAAGAUGUUCUCUCUCUUCCCACCCUCUUCCCCCCUCCGCCAAGAUGUUCUCUCUCUUCCCACCCUCUUCCCCCCUCCGCCAAGAUGUUCUCUCUCUUCCCACCCUCUUCCCCCCUCCGCCAAGAUGUUCUCUCUCUUCCCACCCUCUUCCCCCCUCCGCCAAGAUGUUCUCUCUCUUCCCACCCUCUUCCCCCCUCCGCCAAGAUGUUCUCUCUCUUCCCACCCUCUUCCCCCCUCCGCCAAGAUGUUCUCUCUCUUCCCACCCUCUUCCCCCCUCCGCCAAGAUGUUCUCUCUCUUCGCGCCCGCAUCUCCCAACCCCCCUGUCAGGCUCCAUGGGGCCGGGGCGCUCCACAUUACAAUAAGAGCGUUGCAUUCCUACGCGCUAGCGGGGCGGGCGGUAGUGCCAACAAUGAAGCCGCCAUCAUGAAAGAUGUUCUCUCUCUUCACUCACCUCCUUCUCAUCACCACCGGCAACCCCAUCUUCUUCACCCUUUGCUCUCUUUCCCCUCUUCCCGCUCCCCUUCCCGCUUUCUCCCAUCCCUCUUUCUCCCAUCCCUCCGCCCUUUUUCCUCAAUACCCUCUUCCCAAUCAGUGGUAGCAACAAUGAAGCAGCCGUCCUCCAAGAUGUUCUCUCUCUUCACGCACCUCCUCCUCAUCACCGACGGAAACCCCAUCUUCUUCGGCGCGGCUGAUGCCGCUCUCCCCUACUUCGACUCCAUCGGCUACACCAUGGCCCCGGACACCAGCGCUGCCGAGUUCUUCCUCGUGAGUGCCUGUGCCCUCACUGCUCCUUGUUUGAAGAAGUACAUUAGUGCUGCCGAGUUAGUCCUGGACCUGACGGCCCCCGAAGCAGCGGACGCAUCGAUUCAUUUCGGCACGUCCACCAACCUCAUCCGCCUGUGGGCCACCGGUGACGCCGCCAGGGAGAUAGAGCGAGCCGCCAUGCCCUCUGCUGCUGCUGCCUCUGCUAAGAGACGCAAGGGGAAAGACGCUGGGAAUGGGGAUGUUGAGGAAGGGGAGGGAGCAGGAGGGGGAGCGGGGACAGGAGGGGGAGAGGAAGGGGGUGUGGGAACUCGCGUGAGGGAUGUAGAUGCAACUACAGACUGGCGGGUAGCGAGUGGGGGGGGAGGGGGGGGGGGGAGGGGGAGGGGGAGGAGCGGGUGGGGGAGGAGGGGGAGGAGGCGGAGUGGGGAGUGGGAAGAGGUGGGUGACGUCAUGGGGUUACCAGUUCCGUGUGCUGGCACGGCGGCAUGUGCUGUCGUAUCGGGUGGUGAAUCAGGACUGGAUCUUCGUGGGUGUGGUGGCGGCAAGCCUGGUUGUGUGCUCCUUACUGCCAGCCCUCCAAUCCACCUCACCCCAUCCACACCAGGCUGCCUGUGGUACAAGCGCGACCCCACCACAGCCCAGGGAGUUCGCGACCUGGCAGGGCUGAUUUUCUUCUCACAGUUCUUCUGGGGCCUCGUGCCCAUGCUCACCUCCGUCAUCACCUUUUUAGAAGACCGCAAGUCAGUCCAAAAAGAGCAAGAGGACGGCGUGUAUCAUAUCUCCGCGUACUACGCCGCCCGGACGCUCCUCAGCCUGCCGUACGAGAUCCUGCCACCUGUCUUCUACAGCCUCAUCGUCUACUGGAUGACCGGGCUGAACCCGUCGGGCGGCCGGUUCGUCUUAUUCACUCUCGUCCUUAUCCUAGAUACGAUGGUGGCUUCGUCCAUUGGGAUGGCGGUCGGCACGGCAUCGUCUACAGUGAAACAGGGGAUCUCAAUAGCGGCGAUCCUGCAGCUGCUGUCGGUGAUGGUCGUGCAUUUCUUGUCUCUCAGUCCCCCCGACUGGGUGGGGUGGACGCAGUACCUCUCCUUCUCCACCUACGUCAACAAGUUCGUGCUGCACUCUGGACUGCUUUAUUGGCUGCGUUCUUUGCUUCAUCUUUCCUCUUGCACGCUCACUCAUUUGCCCUCAAUCGUCCCCCCCUCCCCACCACCCCUUUCCGCUGCCUGGCCCAUUCAUGCCGCAAUUUCCCACUCGCCAGUUCGCUCCUGGGGCAAGUGGGUGUGCGAGAUUCGCGAGCCGCGCACGCGCGCGCGCGUGUGGCUGGGAUCGUACAGUUCUGCGGAGGAGGCCGCGCGCGUCUACGACACCGCUGCACUCAUGCUGCACGGAGCGCACGGCGCGGAGCGCCGGCUGAACUUCCCCCACGCGGCGGCGACCUCCAUCGAGGGCGGAAUCCGCAUGCGCCCCGUCGUGGUCUCCCGCGCAACGGCGGAGUCCCUCCUCCGCGCGGCGCGCAACCUCGCCGCGUCCGCGACCGGCGCGGAGUCUGCGGCCGCGGAAGCGGACACGAAGUCAUUCAACAGCGAAUGGGUACAGAUGGAAAUCGCGGGCGGUAACGUCCUCUUUGCGGAGUGCCCCGCGCCCGGGCUCCUCCCAUUCACCCCCAUCGCUCCAGCUCCCGCCGUUGCGCCGUCGGUCCCCGCUGCCGCCCCCGCGCCUGCUGCCAAUCCCUCAUCUUCUCCUGUCCCCACUCUCUCGUCUUGCGACAACCUGCCCGUCGCAUCGUUCACAAGUGCCGCCGACGUCGCAGACGUUGCGUGCUUCAGCAGUUACAACGACAGCAGCUCUAUUCUGGAGCUUCCAGAGCUCCACUGGCCGGAAAUCGAGAAGUCCGAGUCGACACUCUUCGAGGACGCCUGGAAUCUGUCCGAUGAGGAGCUUUUCGGCUCCGUUUCCGCUUCCGCCUCCGCCUCCGCUUCCGCUUCCCCCUCCCGCGACUCAGCCUUCGCCUGGGAGUCCGAGUCCGCCGCCCCGCUCGAGAGCCCCGUUCCGUUUUUCCCGGUCGAGGACGAGGGAAUUCAGUUCGUGCCGUCUCCGCCGACGCUUCCGCUGGUGUUCCCUGCACCUGUCAACGCGCCCUUGUCGCCGUCUUCCUCUUACGACAGCGUGUCGCGCUCCGCUUCCGUCGGCACGGCCUCCGCCGCCUCCGCGGGCUCCGCGGGGAACGCGCAGCAGCAGCAGCGCGCGGACGUGCUGGUGUCGCUGGUGCGCGAGUUGACGAGCAUCACGGCGGUGCUGCAGCACCUGCAGAAGGAGCAUCAGCUGCGGCUGAUGCAGCAGCAGCAGGCGCAGGUGCAGCAGUAG
This is a messenger RNA of Closterium sp. NIES-65, 5214 nucleotides long. Lineage: Eukaryota; Viridiplantae; Streptophyta; Zygnematophyceae; Desmidiales; Closteriaceae. The record is from the annotation of a GenBank genome assembly.